Pristis pectinata (smalltooth sawfish) is the source of this 2285-nucleotide messenger RNA. RefSeq names its product coactivator-associated arginine methyltransferase 1 (gene carm1). The record is from RefSeq and is a predicted model, not a curated record. The coding region runs from base 1 to 1749 and encodes 582 amino acids. Gene Ontology annotation, molecular function: protein-arginine N-methyltransferase activity. Gene Ontology annotation, biological process: peptidyl-arginine methylation. The transcript is spliced from 16 exons. Lineage: Eukaryota; Metazoa; Chordata; Chondrichthyes; Rhinopristiformes; Pristidae.
AUGGCCACCACGGUGUUCCCGGGCGUGCGGCUGGUGUCGAUCGGGGAUCAGAACGGCGAGAUCCAGCGGCACUCGGACCAGCAGCCGCUCAAGCUGGAGAUCAAGACGACGCAGGACAACGCCUUCAUCAGCCUGUACAGCAAUGAGGCUGUCUGUGUAUUUAAAUGUGCAGUAAAUAGGGAAACUGAAUGCAGCCGGGUCGGCAAACAGUCCUUCAUCAUUACAUUGGGAUGUACCAGUGUCCUCCUGCAAUUUCCAUCUCAGAAUGAGUUCUUCUCCUUUUUUAAUAUUCUGAAAAACUGCAGAGGACACAACCUUGAACGAUCUGUUUUCAGUGACCGAACAGAGGAAUCUUCUGCUGUGCAGUAUUUCCAGUUCUAUGGAUAUUUGUCACAGCAACAGAAUAUGAUGCAAGACUACAUACGAACAGGUACCUACCAAAGGGCAAUACUUCAAAACCAUGCAGAUUUUAAAGACAAGGUUGUACUAGAUGUUGGCUGUGGCUCGGGAAUCCUAUCGUUUUUUGCAGUGCAGGCAGGAGCACGAAAAGUGUAUGCAGUGGAAGCAAGCACCAUGGCCCAGCAUGCUGAGAUGCUGGUGAAAAGCAACAAUCUAGCAGAUCACAUCCUCAUCAUCCCAGGGAAGGUGGAGGAAGUCAGCAUUCCAGAACAGGUCGAUAUCAUUAUCUCUGAGCCUAUGGGUUAUAUGCUAUUCAACGAACGCAUGCUGGAGAGCUACCUGCAUGCCAAGAAAUGGUUGAAACCAAAUGGUAAUUUGUUUCCAACCCUGGGUGAUGUUCACCUUGCACCCUUCACAGAUGAGCAGCUUUACAUGGAGCAGUUUACAAAAGCAAAUUUCUGGUAUCAGCCGUCGUUCCAUGGUGUGGAUUUAUCAGCCCUGCGGGGCGCUGCUGUAGAUGAAUACUUCAAACAGCCAAUCGUGGACACAUUUGAUAUCCGGAUUCUAAUGGCCAAGUCGGUGAAGUACACAGUGAACUUUCUAGAAGCCGAAGAGAAUGAUUUGCACCGAAUAGAAAUUCCAUUCAAGUUCCAUAUGUUGCAUUCAGGGUUAGUCCAUGGUUUGGCAUUCUGGUUUGAUGUGGCCUUCAUUGGAUCCCAAAUGACAGUGUGGCUCUCUACUGCUCCAACAGAACCUUUGACUCAUUGGUACCAAGUUCGCUGUUUGCUUCAGUCACCACUUUUCACUAAGGCUGGUGAUACUCUCUCAGGGACUGUCGUGCUGAAUGCCAAUAAAAGGCAAAGUUAUGACAUUAGUAUUCUAGCCCAGGUAGAUCAGACUGGUUCCAAAUCUAGUAACCUACUCGACCUGAAGAAUCCCUUUUUCAGGUACACGGGUACAACUCCCUCACCGCCACCAGGUUCACAUUAUGUGUCACCGUCAGAGACCAUGUGGAAUACAUCUGCUUCUUACAACCUUAGCUCAGGAUUAGCAGUGUCUGGAGUCCCAACGGCUUAUGACUUGAGCAAUGUUAUUGCCAGUGGAUCUGCAGUCAGCCACAACAACCUGAUUCCAUUAGCCAACACUGGGAUAGUGAAUCACACUCACUCAAGACUGGGAUCCAUUAUGAGCACAGGAUUUAUACAGGGGUCUUCAAGCGGUGGACAGGGUGGAGUUAUUGCCAGCAGCAGCCACUAUUCAAUCAACAGUCAAUUCACCAUGGGCGGCCCUGCCAUCUCCAUGGCUUCUCCGAUGUCCAUAAGCACCAACACAAUGCACUAUGGCAGCUAAGAGUUCAUGACACCACCUCUGACCUUUUAGAACUGAUACUUUCAAGAGGAAUAAAAACCAAAUCCAGAUUCAGUUCCAUCCAAAAAAAAAAGUCUAUGAAUUGUCCAAAUUCAUUAUCCAUGGAUUUAGCUAAGCCUGAGCUUGGGAAGUGGGUGUGCGUGAGGGGUGGGUUGGGAUUUCUUUUUUUUUUCUUGGUUUUUACCAUGGAGAUACAAUAAUGCAGAUUCUUUGAUACAAGACUUGUAAAGUUUUAUAUUGCUUAAAAGGGGGGGGAAGGGUGAAAUGAUUGCUGUCUGAUCUUGCGAUUGGUCUGUAGUCAGUAGAUUUCCUCACUAGUUUGUCUUCUAGAAAUCCCUGCAGACAAAUAUUAGUGCACCUUCCACUGCAGAUGUGCCGGCGCAAUGGAGCCAGUUGCUGAUGGAAGGUUUGCCUUCCCUGGUAUGCCCCAGUGUCGUUCUAUUUCUCCCCACCCCUCCACUCCCUUCAUCCCUAAUGGUCCAAAGUGAAUCACUUGGCAAUUUCAGAUCGACACAGAU